AGCCCAUGUCCUUUAUCCCUGUUUCCAUGACAACCGUUGGGCUUAUUCCAUGUCGGCACAACACAGAACUGAGCUGAAUCGCUCUACGUAACUCUUUCCAUCCUCCCUCCAUACCUAUUAAUUUUACUCCAGCCCUUUCGCUAAAUCCCUGCCUCUUCUCAUCCCCUUCUUUUCAUUUUUCUGGUUCGAUGUCCCCUUCGGUCUUUCCCCUUAUGACAACGGAUUAACCCUGCAAACUUGGAGUGCUCUUCAGCAGCAAAGCAUCGUAACCGUGAUCCAUAUUUAUAAUCCGUGUUAUCUCUCCUCUCCUAAUUUGCUGCACCCCUCAGGGUUUGACAUUACCCCAUCGCCAGCUGCUGAAUUCUUGCUAAUUAUGUCCAGCUGUGACGUUGAAUCCUUGGAGCCACUGCUCGGUGCCCUGGAACUUGAAUGCAAGAUUUGUUACAAUGGAUUUGAUACAAGGCAACACCGCCCUAAAAUGCUGGGCUGUGACCAUCGCAUGUGUGCACGCUGCCUCAAAAAGAUGGCUUACACCUGGGGAUCGGGUCCACCAACCACCCUCAGCUGCCCGUUUUGCCGACAGGAAACCGCACUACCUGAAGAUCUACAGCUCCUUCCAGACGAUAGCUGUCUGCUUUCCAAACUUAGCUGCCACGAAUGGACCAGAAGGCGUGGCUGCUCUGUGGCCCCUGAAGUGCUCCUAAGCCCUGGGGAUCUAUGUGGAGGUCCUAGUUCCUCCGAGUGCCUGGUUAUCACUAUCAUGGAGGUAGCUGAAGAACCCCCAGGUCCUGGCGAGGACAUGCCAGUGCUGGACAUUCUUAGUGUGAAGAUCUCAUCCAGUUUGGCAUGGCUACCUAGUUCUUGUGUCCCUCACCAUUGUUGCCCAUGCAGACCUGUGCCACGUGUCCUAUUAGGCUUCCUGUGCCUCGUGUAUUUUAGUUCACUGCCUCUUGGUGUCUAUCUCCUUAUGAUACAGCAGCUGCCCCUUGGCAUUGUUCUGGUCAGCUUAGUGCCAUGCACCCUUGUACUGUGUCUAUUGUGCCAAUGUUUGUGCCACGAGCUAGCCGCAAGUCUAUCUGACUAACCCUGGUCUUGCAUUCUACCGAACUUCACCACAAGCGCCCACAAAUAAGCAAUGCCUGUGCAUUUUGUCUGUGCUGUGUUCAAUCCUGGUUUCAAACCUGUUUCAUGUAUGUUCCGAACUGUAGUACCAAAACUACACAUUGAUAUUGUGUAUUCGAAGGGUGACGUUUAUAUUGAGAUAUAAUUAGAUUUCUCACGCAGUUCAGAAUUUUUUUAAAGAUUUAUUAACUCAUUCUGUUCUAGUUCGUUGUCUGUAUGUCAAAUUUACAUAUUUUUUUGUUAUAGCACCAGUCAAAAAAUAGUUAUAUAUUUAUACGAGAGAGAGAGAGAACGUUUAGUUUUGUUGAGUAAGAGAACAUGCUCCAGUGAUUAACAUAGGAGCUGAAAGAUAGAGUUGCUCACUGCAAGGCUGUCAAGAAGCAUUUAAAUAGGCCAGACGUGCUGAUUAAAGGAUACCUCAGACUGCCAAUGUGUCACAAUCCGUCCUAUCAUUGUGAUGCUAAAUCCCUUAAAUAUGCAAUAUUUUGGACACUGUUUGCCAAUCUCUAGGACAGUGCAAAAAUCUUUAUGUGACCUUUAUCUGUGGCAAAAGAAAUAGAAGCCAAACCGACUGAA
This is a messenger RNA of Pelobates fuscus (common spadefoot toad), 1698 nucleotides long. Its product is annotated as E3 ubiquitin-protein ligase RNF182-like. Bases 374 to 1084 code for a protein of 236 amino acids. The record is from RefSeq and is a predicted model, not a curated record. The transcript has 2 exons. NCBI's taxonomy places the organism in Eukaryota, Metazoa, Chordata, Amphibia, Anura, Pelobatidae.